This is a messenger RNA of Dichotomopilus funicola, 1428 nucleotides long. Its product is annotated as Metalloenzyme, LuxS/M16 peptidase-like protein. The record is from RefSeq and is a predicted model, not a curated record. Bases 1 to 1428 code for a protein of 475 amino acids. The transcript is spliced from 5 exons. Gene Ontology annotation, molecular function: metal ion binding; metalloendopeptidase activity. NCBI's taxonomy places the organism in Eukaryota, Fungi, Ascomycota, Sordariomycetes, Sordariales, Chaetomiaceae. Gene Ontology annotation, cellular component: mitochondrion.
AUGGCGUCCCGGAGACUCGCUCUGAACCUUGCGCAGGGCCUUCGCGGCCGCGCCGGCGGGCUUUCUGUGCCAUUCAGGCGGGGUCUAGCAACACCGCAUUCAUCGCCCGCGAUCAAGACCGAGACCACGACCCUCAAGAAUGGCUUGACCGUCGCGACCCAGUACUCUCCUUAUGCCCAGACAUCGACCGUCGGCAUGUGGAUCGACGCCGGUUCCCGCGCCGAGACCGACGAGACCAACGGCACUGCCCAUUUCCUCGAGCAUCUCGCCUUCAAGGGCACUUCCAAGAGGACACAACACCAAUUGGAGCUCGAGAUCGAGAACAUGGGCGCGCACCUUAAUGCCUACACCUCGCGCGAGAACACCGUCUACUUUGCCAAGGCCCUGAACGAGGACGUCCCCCAGUGUGUCGACAUUCUGCAAGAUAUUCUCCAGAACUCGAAGCUCGAGGAGUCCGCCAUUGAGCGGGAGCGCGAUGUGAUCCUGCGCGAGUCCGAGGAGGUUGAGAAGCAGCUUGAGGAGGUCGUCUUCGACCACCUGCACGCGACCGCCUUCCAGAACCAGUCGUUGGGCCGCACCAUCCUCGGCCCCCGCGAGAACAUUCGCGACAUCACCCGGACCGAGCUCGUCAACUAUAUCAAGAACAACUACACAGCUGACCGCAUGGUGCUCGUUGGCGCUGGCGGUGUCCCCCAUCAGCAGCUCGUCGAGAUGGCCGACAAGUACUUCGCUAAGCUCCCGUCCACGGCCCCUGACAGCGGCGCUUCCCUCUUGUCCAAGAAGAAGCCCGACUUCAUUGGCUCCGACGUCCGGAUCCGCGACGACACCCUCCCUACCGCCCACAUCGCCAUCGCCGUGGAAGGUGUUAGCUGGGACGACCCCGACUACUUCACCGCGCUGGUCGCCCAGGCCAUUGUUGGCAAUUAUGACAAGGCCCUCGGCAAUGCUUCCCACCAGGCGAGCAAGCUUAGCGGCAUCGUCCACAAGAACGACCUCGCGAACAGCUACAUGAGCUUCUCCACCAGCUACAGCGACACUGGUCUCUGGGGUAUCUACCUGGUCACCGAUAAGCUCACCAGCAUCGACGACCUAGUCCACUUCUCCCUUCGCGAGUGGUCGCGCCUGUCGGGCCACGUCACCGAGGCCGAGACGGAGCGUGCCAAGGCCCAGCUCAAGGCAUCGAUCCUCCUGUCCCUAGACGGCACCACCGCUGUUGCAGAGGACGUUGGCCGGCAGAUUGUGAACACGGGCCGCCGCAUGAGCCCUGGCGAGAUCGAGCGUAUCAUCGACGGGAUCACCGAGAAGGACGUUAUGGAGUUUGCCAACAAGAAGCUCUGGGACCAGGAUAUCGCCAUCAGCGCUGUUGGCAGCAUCGAGGGUCUUUUCGACUACGCACGGGUGCGGGCCGACAUGAGCAGGAACUAUUAA